This is a messenger RNA of Phytophthora nicotianae INRA-310, 405 nucleotides long. RefSeq lists its product as hypothetical. Gene Ontology annotation, biological process: RNA catabolic process. The coding region runs from base 1 to 405 and encodes 134 amino acids. The transcript is spliced from 2 exons. Gene Ontology annotation, cellular component: ribonuclease H2 complex. NCBI's taxonomy places the organism in Eukaryota, Oomycota, Peronosporomycetes, Peronosporales, Peronosporaceae. The record is from RefSeq and is a predicted model, not a curated record.
AUGGCAGAAGACGCCUCCAGCACCGUGCGCGUGUGUUUGACACGCUGUCCGCUGCCACCAGCGGAGGAAAACGUGCACUCGCUGCCGUGCCGCAUCCACUUUGACGGGACGGCGUCCGUCAAAACCUUCUUCCGACCGCAGAGCGGCGACAUUAACAGCAACAGCGCGACAGGCUCCAAUGAGCAGAACGUAGAGAUGGAGACAGAGCAGAAGGGUGGCAAAGGUGGCAGCAAUAGUAAGCUGCAAGCAGAGUUCCGCGGCAUCCAAUUACAGGGAGAGAAGCUUCAAUUGGCUCCCCUGGGUUUUACAGGGCUCGUAUUGGAAGAUAGUGGCAUGCGACACCCGGAUGACGAGGGACGCGUUUGGGAAGUCGAAGAUCAUUUCGACGAGCUCACGUGGUGGUAG